UCUGCCAUCUUCACCCUUCUGUUCUGAGGUUUCCGAGGGGAGUCAUGGUUGCAAACACUGGAGGGACAAUAAUGCAGAGUAGGAGUAGGAGGUCUAAUAUUUCUUGUACAAAAACAGAGAGGAAAGUCGUUGAGAGAAAUAGGAGAAAUCAAAUGAAAAGCCUUUACUCCACUCUCAAUUCUCUCCUCCCUAAUCCAAACUUCAAGGAAGCACAACCUCUGCCUGAUCAGAUAGAUCGAGCAAUAAACUAUAUAAAGAGUCUGGAGGAAAAGUUGGAGAAAGCCAGGGAAAAGAAAGAAAGCUUAACAAGAAGCAGAAAAGGAUCAUAUACAUGCACUUUUGAUCCUAUAUCAAGUGCUGCAUCAAAAUCACCUCAGCUAAAAAUCCAUGAAAUUGGUUCAGCUCUAGAGAUAGUUUUGACAAGUGGGCUAGAUAAUCAGUUCUUAUUUUAUGAGAUUAUUAGCAUUCUUCAUGAAGAAGGUGUAGAAGUUGUCAGUGCUAAUUUUCAAGCUCUUGGAGAUUCCUUUUUCCAUAUAGUCCAUGCACAGAUGAAGGGAUCUGCUGAUGGUUUUGGAGCUGCAAGAGUAACUGAGAGACUGAACAGGUUUAUUAGUGGAUCCACAAGUGAAAUAGAGUUGGAUUCAGAGCUAUGGGAUUUUGCAGUUCAUCAUCCUCAGACUAAUUGGGAAUUCUAAACAGUACUAAAGCACCAAACUUAGCAUAAAAUGAUAGUAAGACGCUUGGCAUUACAGUUUAGAAUCUGAGUUCAAUUUCUUGAAAUCUGUAAGAUAUAUAGAUGUUAGAAGGAAGUUUACACAUGUAUGGUAAUAUCCUGUAUAACAACGAAGGCUUGUUCCUUGUUGGUUUUCCAUUCAAAUUUGAUCUCACUGUACACUUUGUUUUGAAUUUCUUUAGAGCAACAUAUUUCAUUAUGAUGAAA
Populus nigra (black poplar) is the source of this 940-nucleotide messenger RNA. Its product is annotated as transcription factor bHLH162-like. Lineage: Eukaryota; Viridiplantae; Streptophyta; Magnoliopsida; Malpighiales; Salicaceae. Gene Ontology annotation, biological process: regulation of transcription by RNA polymerase II. Gene Ontology annotation, molecular function: RNA polymerase II transcription regulatory region sequence-specific DNA binding; DNA-binding transcription factor activity, RNA polymerase II-specific; protein dimerization activity. Gene Ontology annotation, cellular component: RNA polymerase II transcription regulator complex. The transcript has 3 exons. The record is from RefSeq and is a predicted model, not a curated record. Bases 45 to 695 code for a protein of 216 amino acids.